Molecule: messenger RNA, 1860 nt
Organism: Bactrocera oleae (olive fruit fly)
Lineage: Eukaryota; Metazoa; Arthropoda; Insecta; Diptera; Tephritidae
Source: RefSeq, a predicted model, not a curated record
AACUGUUAGAGGUAAUAUAAUGGGUAUUUCGAAAUACGUAUUUAUUUGUACAAAAUCAUACAAUGUAAUCACUUCAGUCAAUGUACUACAUUGUAUAUGUGUAGUCGAGAAACAUUUGCCUAAAUAUUUGUUAUUUGUUGUAUCUGCUUGUCUUUUAUAAAUGAACUUGCAAAUUUAUUUAUACUUGUAGGCUUACAGGCUAAAAUUAUUCGGAAACACGAGACGAAUUGGUAAUUAUUUGUUUAAUGUAUGAGACACUACUUAAUGGAUUACAUGCAUACCAGUUACAGUAUUUUCGGAAACACGCAAUAUGAAAUGGCAACUCUCAUUUAAUAAAAAUGACAGCAAACAAUUUCACGUGCCAGUUGAUUACCCUCGCAGCGAAACGCGCUUGGAAUCAAGUUUUUCAGUAUCGUGUUCAAAGAACUCCAUUAGACAUUUUCUUUAGAAUGAGUUCUGACUGUGAAUCACCUAAGCGCCCUCGUAACGAUGUUCCUGUAAUUGGCACUCACAGUGGAACAUUUCAUUGCGAUGAAGUGGUGGCGUGUUUUAUGCUUAAACAACUGCCAGAAUACAAGAACGCUAACAUUUUUAGGAGCCGAGAUGCACAAUUGUUGCGUGAAAAAUGUGAUAUAAUUGUUGAUGUUGGAGCCGAAUUCAAUCAUCGACAAAAAUGGUAUGAUCAUCAUCAAAAAAGUUUUACGGAAACACUUAGUUCCCUGCGUCCCGAACUUGGGGACGAGUUCAAGAUUAGGCUCAGUAGUGCUGGUCUUAUUUAUGCUCAUUAUGGCGAACGGGUAAUAGAAUGUAUUUUAAGAGAAUAUGGUAAGACUCCAUUAUCCGACGAAAAUUUAAAAUUGAGUUUCAUUCAAAUAUAUCGUAAUUUUAUCAGCGAAAUAGACGCUAUUGAUAACGGAAUUCCCAUGUACGAAAAUGUUGUUGAACCACUGUAUAAAAUAUCAACACACCUUGCUUCCCGCGUGAAUAGAUUAAAUCCCUCUUGGGAAGACGAACAGGGUAGUGCAAUUGAACAAAAACGUUUUGAACUUGCUCUAGAAUUGGUUGGCAAAGAGUUUGUAGAAAAUGUUUUAAAUAUGGCCAGCUCUUGGGUAAAGGCACGAGAAUAUGUUCGGAAAGCAUUAGAGCACGCUGAAUCAAUUUAUAAGACUGGUGAAAUUUUGAUACUAGAACGUUUCUGUCCUUGGAAAGAACAUUUAUCUGAUCUCGAGAAGGAAUAUAAGGUUGUGGGUAUUCCUAAACUAGUAAUAUUUUCAGAAAAUGAACAAAGCUGGCGAGUUGCUGGCGUACCUGUCUCUCCUAGCAGCUUUUUGGGUCGAAAAUUUUUACCAAAACCUUGGCGAGGCUUACGAGAUAAAGAGCUUUCAACGGAAGCGAAUAUAUCGGACUUAAUUUUUGUACACUCAACAGGAUUUAUAGGUGGGGCAAAAACAAAAGAAGCUGCGCUAGCAAUGGCUAUAAAAAGUGUACAAUGGAAAGAUGAUUAAUUCAUACAUAUAUAAAUUAUAAACUGUAUUGUUUUAAAAAUAUUAAAAGCCAUUUGAAAUCAUGCGAAGUGGCUAAUAAAUUUUAAAAUGAUUUACAGUUUUCAUUGAAUUUAGUCGAGUACUACCCAAUAAUCAUAAGGACCGUCAACUCGGUCAUGUUAUAUAAUUUGGGGGAAGUUUUCUGCCGCUGCCACAACAACUACAUUUAAAUGUCUAUAAAAUUAUGUUUGAUAAAUCGCCAAAAAAGCAAAAUAUAUUAAAUGUACUCAUUAAAAACGAAUAAAGCAUUUGAUUUUUUUAUGGGAGAAUUUUAACUAAACGUCAUAUACUUGUACAAAUAUAUAUUCAAAAAGUU